AUGGGUGCCGAUCCGGGACAAACCAAAGAGGAUUGUGCCUCGUCGCGAGGGGAUCCCUGCGAGUGCGGAGCUCUCGAGGCUUCGGCGUGCAUUUGCAGCACCGACGCGUGGUCCCCCGCUCCGUCCUCGCGCAAAGGCAUGACCAAGCCCAGCAGCAGCUUCCGCUUCUUCGCGUCGCUCAACCGGUCCGUCAGAAUCGAAAUCCCCGACGACACCCUCCCGCACCUGCCGGUUUCGCAGAGCCUACCAGACCCUUCCACAAACUCCGCCGCUCUUUGCGGUGGUCGCGACCCGAGAAGCACGCUAGAGCUUUUCCAUUCGUCGUCGCAGCCGCCGCUAUGGCAGCCCAGCUCGCCCGUCGGCGUGCGCAGUCAGUACGCGGAAGCUAUUCGGGAACGCGCUCGGCGCGCAAUGGCGUCGCAGGAGACGAUGGAUAGUGCCUGGGAGGACCAGCACGUCGCACAGAUUGCACAGAGCACGCCGACGUCGCCGUGUCGGUCGCCCAGCGCCAUGAGCAUGGUGUCGCCCAAGUCGCUCAGGCGAAUGCUGCUGGCGCCCGUGCUCGCAUCCUCGUCAGCGCGCAAAUCCAGCAGCAGCGCAGCGGGUUCGUGCGAGAAGGAGGCGAGGGGGACAGGGUCUGCGCGCGCGAGUGCGCUGAAAGGGGGAGGGUCCGCCAGCGAGCGCGAGAGCGGGCGGCGCACCAGGUCGCUGAAAGGCAGCGUCGAAUGUCCGGAGCGCAUCGAUUGGUCAGGGGGGCUAUCCAGUAGAGAGCCUGACAAAGAGCAGAUCGUUGCUAGCCCUAGGAUGGCUCGAAAUCUAACGGUGGACGUGAGGCGCGCAAGCGAGAGCACCGCUGGUUGCGCCGACCUUGACUUUUUCUCCUCCGAGUGGGAGUUCCCGGCCGCACAGAGCGUGCCCUGCGCGCACAGCGGGGGGGAUGCGGAUUCCCCCCCGGACUCCCCGCGCGCGGUUUUUGGGCACAGCUGCAUGCCUCCCGCCGUCUCUGCCGGUCUCCGCAUCAUCUCCUCCCCGCGCUCCUCGUCCCCGCGUCUCCCUUCCCCGCGCUCGCCCUCUCUGCGCAUCCCUUCCUUCUCCUCCCUCUCGCACCCCUCCCCGCGAUCCAAAGGCAAGGCCUCCCCUCCCGCGCUCCGCAGCGCGCACUCGUGCUCGGGCCCUUUAAGCCCGCAGGUGUCGCGGAAGGUUCCCGCGUGGGAGGAAGAGGAGGUGGCGGUGGUGGGGACGCUGCUCGCAGCAGGCGGCGCGGUGGGGGAGAUCGCCGUCCGCGCGCCCGCCCUGCGCGCUGCUGGGAAGAAGUAG
This is a messenger RNA of Closterium sp. Yama58-4, 1317 nucleotides long. NCBI's taxonomy places the organism in Eukaryota, Viridiplantae, Streptophyta, Zygnematophyceae, Desmidiales, Closteriaceae. The record is from the annotation of a GenBank genome assembly.